CGAGGACUUGAAGCCAAUAUGUCGAAUUUCGUCAUAUAUUUCCUGGUUCAAUUUCAAAUUAUUUUAGUUGGAUUCAAAAUAGGUUGUGCUGCCAAUCCAUACUUAACGGUUCUUAAUGUUGGGUCAGCUUUUUACAAUAAAGGCGAGCUACAGUGCUACCCAACAGAUAGUAGCACAACAAUAUCCAUGGGAAAGGUAUUUAAAAUAUCCAAUUCUGACUCGCUUGCUGAACCACAUCUAGAAGUUCAGAGUGAAUAUUCUCCUUUUGCCAAAAAAGUAGCUAUACCUUAUGAUGGAAACUUCUUUGGAGUAUAUUACUGUGAAGGUGUACUUAAUGGUGAAAAAACCACCGUGAAAACUACAGUUGUGGAUCUAGAUGGCGCUUCAAAUUCGGAGGUUAUAUCAACAAACGAAAGAACAAGUAUCACCGCUUCUGUUGGAGAAUCUGUUGUAGUAUCAUUCGAUGUGACAGCGUCCGGUAAUCACAUUUGGAGGAAAGAUGGUGAACUGCUGGAUAAUUAUGAGAGCCUUUAUGAUGAUUCAAGCUUAAGUUUUACUAGUGUAAAAGUUGAUGAUGGCGGCAUGUAUGAACUUUACAUAGAUGGACAAAGGGAUGAAUACAAACAUUCAUUUAUUGAACUGAUUGUGAGAGAAUGUCCAACUGGCCGCUGGGGUGCACCUGGAUGUACAGGUAUUUGUAACAAUUGUUAUAAUGGUGGCGUAUGCGAUGACAAGACAGGUAACUGUAUUUGUGCACCAGGGUUUAAAGGAGAAAGCUGUGAAGAUACUUGUGGUGGCAAUCGAUUCGGACUUGACUGUGAAAUUAGAUGUACAUUCAAUCGUAAUUUCGAAAACACUUGCAGAAGUCAUCAAUUCUGUUUUCCUGAUCCAUAUGGAUGUACCUGUAUAACAGGUUUUACUGGCCUUGAUUGCUUAACAGAAUGUGAUUCUGGCAAUUUUGGUGCGGGUUGUAGUGAGGAAUGCCACUGUACGUCAGGAUUCUGUAACCAGUAUACUGGAGUGUGUAACGGUACCGGUGGUUGUGCAUCUGGAUGGUCUGGAAGUAACUGUCAAGUUCCAAGCACUUGUCCUGUUGGCUAUUUUGGCACAUCGUGUACAUCAAUUUGCCAUUGCCGUGAUAAUGUUGAAUGUGAUAGGAAUACUGGUGUAUGUAGUAAUGGACUGUGUGCAAAAGGAUACCGUACAUAUGACAAUUUGUAUUGUGAAUCCUGUCAAUCUGGAAACUAUGGCUACUACUGUGCUUCUACAUGCAAUUGUAAUUCUACCUCAUGUCAUUUGGAAACUGGAUGUAAUGGCGGUUGCCUUGAUAAUUGGUUGUUACACUCAUGCACUACAGGAAUCUCUGCAUCUUUCAACACAAAAGUUAAUCCAGGUCAGAUGUCCACAUUCCAAUGUGACAUUCAAGGUGAUGUGGAUGGCAUUACCAUUCAGUUUCUUAUUGGCAGUCAACCUGCUACAGAAACUGUACGCACAGAAUCAAAUGGAGUUACGAAAGUUACAUUUACCGGUGAAGCAAAUCCUGCUGUUACGUAUGUCUGCAGACUUGCGAAGGAAUCUUAUACAGCAUAUGCAGAUCACUCACUUAAUAUCUUUGUAUUGCCAACGUACACUGGACAGCCAAGCUCACUGACGGUUACUGGAUCAUCAGUGGAAUUGAGAUGGAGGAACUGGAGUACCAGUAGUGGAGAUGGUGGUGAUGGUCCCGUUAUUGGAUACGUUCUAUAUUACAGACGGUCUUCAUCAUCUGCGCUUUGGAGCCGCAUGCCUCAAGACAACAGUCUUACAGCCACAGUGACUGGUUUACGGUGGGAAGAAGAAUAUGACUUUGCUAUUGCAGCGGUCAGGGAAGGUGCUGGGGGUGAAGGUCCAAGGGGAAGUAAUGAGCUAACUGUAUCAACAGUUUGUGGAGAACCAUCAGCACCGGUAGUUGAAGCAAAUUCAAGUUACAAGUCUCCUAAAAGGAUCAACAUUGUUUUGCAACGACUAACAGUUACGGAUUCCAAGUGUUCAACUGGUGUAGAGCGUUAUACAAUAUCUUAUAGACCUGUUAAUACAGACGUGUCCAUGAUCACUGAGAAAACAACCGUUGACGAUUUUUAUACAAUAAUGGAACUUGAAACUUACACAGAAUACAUCAUCUCUGUAUCAGCAAGUAACAAAGAUUUUGCUGGGAUGGCAAGAGUGGUACAAGUGUUCUCACCUGAAGAGAUACCUCCAGUUCCAGGAGUCUCAGCAACACAGGAUGGUUCAUUCCUUACCGUUUCUGUGUACCCAUCUGAGUCAUUCAGCAGAAAUCUUUAUGGGAAUAUAAUUGGUUUUGAUGUGAGAUACAGAUCAAGAAAUAGUGAAGAGUGGAAGAACCAAACGCUUACAGCAGACCAAGGGAUCCACGGCUACAAAAUAUCAAGUGUGGUAGAAGAUGCAAAGUAUAAAGUUAUUGCUAGAGUAGUCAAUGGGGCUGGUGUGGGAAACUGGAGCCCAUUUUUCACCGCUGAGCAGAGUACAGGAGCAUCAAUUCCCAUAUUUAUGAUUGCAUUAGUGGUUGUUCUUUCCAUCAUCAUCUUCCUGAAUUCCUUGGUGUUUUGCCUAUGCUACAGAUGCAACCACUCAAAUGGGAACAAUACACAUAAAUGUGAAGUCCAGGAUGAUAAUCUGGCAACAAAAACCCGAGUAGUUGAAGAAGCAACUGAACAACCGAAUAACUAUACCACCAUCGCCAUACAGCAUGAGGAUCAAUAUGAGGUCAUCCGAACAAAGACUCAAGACACGUAUGAUUGUACAAUUCAACAGACCAGUGGACAUGCGGUAACUCAUGCAGAAGAAAAAAUUGGAGUUACCAAAAACAAAAAGGAGCCUUAUGAAAUCCCUUUGAAAAGUAUGGGACAGAAAUCUGACGAAGUUAUUAAUGAUAUUCCUCAAUAUACCAACAUAAAAUAGUCACUAUCUGUCAUGUCCGAUACGUGUUUAAAAGAAGGGCCUACCUGAAUGUCUACCUUUUGCAGUGUAUUUUAAAAUGUAUACUAAUGGACAACACCGAGAAGUAGAUCAUGUCAUGGGUUCCUCUCUUCCUAGAUUUGGUAAGUCCUAGGACAACAAUAUAUAACUGGUUUGUAUAAACAUUUUAGUAAUAAAAAUAUUUAAAAUGAUAAUAAUUAGAAUGAAGUAGAUGCUUCAAAAUAUAGUUUCAUCGUUAUGUUAACUGAAGUUAUAUAAUUAUUUUAUCGUUAAGAUCUGCCUAUUUAUAGUUAUUUUGGUUCUUUUGAUUUCAAAAUUUGAAACGUAAAGUUAAAUGAUGUAUCUUGUAAAGAAAUUAUAAUACAUACUCCAAGUAUUGAAAUGCACGCCAUCGUGGUGCCUUUAAAUAUUUUGACAUUAAUAAUGUUAAAAGCAUUUGAUUGUUUUGUAUUUGUCGUUUUCCUUAUCUUGACUGUUUUUUGUUUCCAUUCUGUAAGUUACGGGCUCCCAGCUGUUGGAUGCAAAUAUAAAAAUAAAAUAAAAUAACAAUAAAUGUCAUUAUUAUUAUUUUUAUUAUUAAUAUUAUUAUUACC
Anneissia japonica is the source of this 3569-nucleotide messenger RNA. RefSeq lists its product as uncharacterized. Lineage: Eukaryota; Metazoa; Echinodermata; Crinoidea; Comatulida; Comatulidae. The coding region runs from base 19 to 2958 and encodes 979 amino acids. The transcript has 16 exons. Gene Ontology annotation, molecular function: protein binding. The record is from RefSeq and is a predicted model, not a curated record.